GCAGGCGGGAGACACGUAGUUUGACAGUAGCACUACAAGCGGAUCCCGAGCUCCACAGUCGUUCGAGGUUGGACAAUCUAGUCAGUCCCUGUGAGCAACGUCCCCGAAACAGUAUGGCGUCAGAAGAGCUCGCAAAGAAGCUACAGACACGACUGGCCGCGUCGGAGGAGCCCGAGCAGAGGCCGGAGCCGGAGGAGACCAUCGUCACGGACAAACAGCAGGAGACCGAGGCAGCUUGUGGCGACACCUCGUCCGAGCUGUCUGCUAAACUAAACCGACGGCUGGACAUUAACGAGGGCAACGCUCCCCCCCGGGCUAGCCGCGUCUUCAACCCCUACACGGAAUUCAAGGAGUUCUCCCGAAAGCAGAUUAAGGAGAUGGAGGUGAUGUUUAAACGGUAUGACACUGGUAAAGAUGGAUUUAUCGACCUAAUGGAGCUCAAGCUGAUGAUGGAGAAGCUUGGUGCUCCACAGACUCACCUGGGCCUUAAGAACAUGAUCAAAGAGGUGGAUGAGGACUUUGAUGGUAAACUGAGCUUUCGAGAGUUUUUGUUGAUCUUUCGAAGAGCAGCAGCGGGGGAGCUGCAAGAAGAGAGUGGUCUUAUGGCACUGGCCAGACUGUCUGAAAUCAAUGUCUCCACAGAGGGAGUGAGUGGGGCCAAAGACUUUUUUGAAGCUAAGAUGCAGGCAUUGUCUGUGGGCAGCAAGUUUGAGGCUGAGAUCCGCGAGGAGAAGGAAGAACGCAAGAAACAGGAAAUGGAAAAAAAAGAGAGGAGAGCCGCUUUCAAAGAGCUGCAGUCGGCUUUUUGCUCAUGACGCUGUACAGGAAGGCAAUCCUGAAAACGCACAUUCUGUUAGUCAGAUUUUCAAAGUACAUUUACAUUACUUAUAUUCUUAAAUGAUAAUGCUCAGAAUUUGGCACUUUAUCCCAAAGUUAGGUAAACACUCAGUAUUAUUAUGAUAAAUUGUGUUUAACAAUGAUAAAUUGCGUUUAAAUGGACUACAUCAAACAGGAAAAUCAGUAGGGACCAGGAACCAGUCCAAAUGUCUGUGUGUGUCCACGUGCCAUUGCAUUACAUUUUCACCCUAAAGUCCAAAUAUUAAUUUUGUGGUGUAAUCUGUAAACCCUGUAUAGCAUCGUGCAUCUCCUCAUUGGCUUCAAUGUACUCUUGAUUCGACUGAGUCUGUCAAGUUUGAUGUUCCAGGAUGGUUGUUUCACACUCACUUUUUUGUUUAAAAUACCAUUCAAAUCUGUGUAUUUUAGAGAGACAAUUGGUGUGCGUGUUUGUGUGACUAAUAUAUUUCAUACAUAAUUGCAUGACAAUAUUGCCUCAUUGGGCUGGUAGAGGGAAAAAUUCAUGGAUAAAACCUCAAACAAAA
Molecule: messenger RNA, 1379 nt
Organism: Syngnathus typhle (broad-nosed pipefish)
Lineage: Eukaryota; Metazoa; Chordata; Actinopteri; Syngnathiformes; Syngnathidae
Gene: efhd1
Product: EF-hand domain family, member D1
Exons: 4
Coding region: 114-815 (233 amino acids)
Molecular function (GO): calcium ion binding
Source: RefSeq, a predicted model, not a curated record